UUAUACACAUGUGAAUACUCGUUUAUUAUUUAAAUAUAUGUAUUAAUAAAGUUUAAUAAAACAUAACAAGAAUAUGAAAUUUACGACAAUAAACAAAAUAGAUUUAAAAUUUUGUUAAGUUUUUUAAUAUCAACAAUCAUCCACAAAAUCUUCUUAUCAUAAAAUCACAAGCACUUUUGAGGUUAUUACUGGCUAUCCGGCUUGAUUACAAUUAUAAAUAUAAAAUAUAAAACAAAAUUGUAAAUAUAAAUAAAAAAAAUGGCACUGAGUAUAAAUAGGAUAUUUAAUAUGACAAUGACAAUUAGAAAUCUUCUGGGGUCAUCACGUUUUACCACUUCUGUGAGAUUAUUACAAAAUUCUCACAACAAUUUUAUAUCAGAAAAAGGCACUAGUAAUAUAUUGCAACCACAGCCAUUGGAGUUCAAAGAAACGUCAGACAUAAUGAAGCAAAGAAACCAAUUUAAAUGGUGCGUGUCUAGUUCACAAGUUUUUGAAAUGAUAAAUAAUAGCAAGAGUAUCUCUGGACUCGAAGCCGUUAAUGCUCUAAAAGCGUUAUGUAAGAUUGAUAAAGAAAACAAAGGAUGUAUCGAAUCAAUUAAAAAGAAAAAAGAAUUCAUAGCAUUGUGCGAAGUAAUUAAGAAAGAUUUGCGGGGAUUAUCAAAAGGAAAUGUCAUUGAUGCUCUUAAGGUACUAUUACAUUUUGAUGUACCAGUAACAUCUAUUAUCGUAGAAUCAUUGCUUCAAAUGAUACGUCAGUCAUUGAAUAGCCUGACGUUAGAGCAGAUGAGUUUUUUACACUAUUUAUUGACAAGAGUAAAAGUUAAAACCCCACUAGUUGAAACUUUAAAACUGGCACUACCAAUUGUAUUUGAGGCUCAAAUAAAAACAAAACUUGACACUGAAAAUAUUGACUCAAUGGUAAAUGCUCUAAAGUUUCUAUAUUUAUUGAGUGGUAAUAAUAAUAACGAAGCAAUAAAUUUUGUUAUGAAUAUUCUCAAAGAGCGUAGUGAUUUCAAACUUAAGCAUCCUGACCAUGCUGUAGAUAUCUUAAUAACUCUAUAUAAUAUAAAGGAUAGCAAAAAAUAUUCUGAGUUUAGUGAAAAACUCCAACAAAUAAUUAUUCAAAACGUAGACGAUAUUGAUCUUUCAAGAUUAGAAUUUAUUAUACGUAAAAUGGCACUAAAAAUUAAAUAUUCAGAUCACGAUGUUUAUAAUGAAGGAUUAAUAGAAUCAAUUAUCCAAACGGUAAUAUCAAAAAAUGUGAAAGUUGAUUUAGCGUUAAACAUUUUGGGGAAUUUGAAUAAAAUAAGAUUUGCGUCAACAUCAUUAUUAGAUUACGUUGCCGCUAAAUGUUAUGAAGAUAAUUCUAUAAUUAAUGAAUUAAAUCAAUUUCAAAUACUAGAUAUGUUAUGUGCGAUGUCAUUAGCUGACUAUAAACCCAUAUUUUGGGACUCACUGAAAGAUUUGUUGUUAAACGAAAAACUUCUUCAGUUUAAAUAUUCUGUGAUGGUUAAAACAGCGUUAUUUUUAGCCUCAUUGGAUUGUUAUUGGCCAGAAUUAAUAAAUCGAAUAUUUGAAGAUGAAAAUUGUCGUAGUAAAAACAUAGCAACGGAGGCUUUCUUUGAAACUGGAGGAAACCUUUUGCUCUUACAUUACGCAGUAUCAAAUUUUAGUCCCGAUUAUACGGGAAAAUUAUUAUCUGAUGAUAUUCUCGAAAUAUUUAGAAAUACUCCAACACCUCCACGCAAUAAUUAUCAAUUGAAAUCAGCGCUCGAAUUAUCUCUUGGUGGUCCGCAGUAUAUUAAAACUCAUGUUGAGACUGAAUUCAAACUUUGUAUCGAUCACGUUGUUAUUAUGAGGAAGGGUGGUUUUCCAAUUGCUAUCAAUCCCGACGAUGAAAAAUCUCCUCUAAAUCUUUCCGACCUCCAAUUGAUUCCAGAUAGUCAAGUACUUCUUUUCAUGUAUGUUUCACCAAGUCUUUACGCUCGCAACACUUUACGUUUGACAGGAAUUGGACUGCUUAGGAUUAAGCUGUUAAAAUCCAAGCUAAAUUAUACAGUUAUUCCAGUUAUAUCAUCUAUGUGGGAUAAUUUUACUAACUUGGAAAAAUCACGAUACAUUUCGCAAGCAAUCAAGCUUAAAAGUGAUAAAUUAUCAGCGAGUAUCAACUCUUAAAUGAAUCAUGGUUUUAUACUUAUUAAUUUUUUGCAAUCUGUUGUAUAUGAAAAUAUAAAUUGUUUCCUAUUUA
Molecule: messenger RNA, 2248 nt
Organism: Cotesia glomerata
Lineage: Eukaryota; Metazoa; Arthropoda; Insecta; Hymenoptera; Braconidae
Exons: 5
Coding region: 259-2175 (638 amino acids)
Source: RefSeq, a predicted model, not a curated record